Thlaspi arvense is the source of this 351-nucleotide messenger RNA. Lineage: Eukaryota; Viridiplantae; Streptophyta; Magnoliopsida; Brassicales; Brassicaceae. The record is from the annotation of a GenBank genome assembly.
AUGAUUAUCCGUAUGUUAAGCAAUCUUCUUCGCUUCUCCUUUUCAUGGAAUAGAAAAAAGAGGAAAGCCUCUGCUACCGAAUCAGAAGAGGGAACUGAGAAAAUGAAGCAAAUGAAGAAAAAAUUAUGGCAGAGUAAGAAACAAAUUACAAAUAAGGAAUUGCCAACUAUUCCAGACAUAAGCUCAUUUUCUCUUCUAAAGUCAAAUUUGGAUGACGUGAAUUUCUUCGAAGGUUUUGAAUACAAUGUGGUCUCAAAGAAAGAUGGAAAAGAUGGGAAAGCGAUUUUUGCAGUAAAGUUUUCGUCUACAGAAUCAGCAUUGACAGCUUUGAAGGAAUUUAAAGGCGUUUAA